AUGAACGCCGAGACGUGCGUUUCAUACUGCGAAAUGACAUCCAUGGAUGCAUAUUAUAACCAAUCUGCACCGCAAGGUAGGGAUCACCAAGCGAACCCGUUCAGGACAUUCCAGACGAGUGACACCAAAUACAGCCCUACUUUCCUGACCAACAAAGGUCAGGCGUACGGGGAAAAGUCUCGGAGCCCGUUCCAGCAAGAAUGCCAAUCAUUGGAUGCCACUGCUGGGGAAGGCACCUUUAACAAAUACCACCUCUUCAUGCAGAGGUCCUCCUGCAAAACUCCCCCAGACAGCAGCAGCAAACUUCACCAGGAAAGCGAACACAACGGAGGGCUCAUCGCUUGUUAUGGUAAAGAUAGCACAGGGCUGACAGAUUCAGAGUUGCCGCCAAACACUGAUCCCACAGGGAUGGAUGGCAGCUACCUCAGCGUAAAGGAGUCGGGAGUGAAGAGCCCUCAGGCGCAGCCAAAUUCAGAGCUGGCUUCUCCGUUGGACAAGGGCGAAGGAGAGAGCAACAAGGGCAAGAAACGACGCAACCGUACCACCUUCACGAGCUAUCAGCUGGAGGAGCUGGAGAAGGUCUUUCAGAAAACACAUUACCCUGAUGUAUACGCCCGGGAGCAACUCGCACUGAGGACUGACCUGACGGAGGCUCGGGUGCAGGUGUGGUUCCAAAACCGUAGGGCUAAGUGGCGAAAGCGAGAGCGCUUCGGACAGAUGCAGCAGGUCAGAACACAUUUCUCCACGGCGUACGAACUUCCUCUUCUCACUCGACCUGAGAAUUAUGCCCAGAUUCAGAACCCUUCCUGGAUAGGUAGCAGCAGCGCGGCAUCUCCCAUUCCCGGCUGCGUCGUACCCUGCGACUCUGUUACUUCCUGCAUGCCCCCUCACCCGCACGCCGCCAGUGGAGUGUCCGACUUCUUAGGAGUGCCUAGUUCUGGAAGUCACAUGGGACAGACACACAUGGGCAGCUUGUUUGGGAGCCCAGGCAUGGGCACUGGCAUUAACGGGUACGAUCUGAACAUGGACCCCGACCGAAAAUCCUCCAGCAUCGCAACGCUGCGAAUGAAAGCUAAAGAACACAGCGCAGCCAUCUCUUGGGCUACAUGACUCCCCCCGAUGUCGGGAGAUCAUCUCUGAGGUCCCUCAACACAUGAAAAAAGAGAAGGAGGGCAAACGGGAACAUCAGUUUGCCAUCAAGGCAUGAUACAAAGCAUGACCUGGGGACAAGGAGUGUGUGGAUUGACAAAGCAAAGAAAAAUAAUACAGAAACCAUGUGAUAUCUAUUUCCAUUUGAAGUCCAGAGUGACAAGGGAAAAUCUGAGAUGCUCAUAAUAUCGAGAACCUUCUGGCUUUAAAACAAGAAAUACAAGAAAGAAAAGAGUAACUUGACGUUUGAAUGCAAACAAUAAUUAAUGGAAAAUAAACAAAUAGAAAAAAAACACAAUAAAUAAACCCUGCACUUAUCCGCCGAACACUUGGAUCCCAUUUGUAAACACACGUACAUUUAUCUAAACGCAUCUGGCCUUGUUGUUUUUUAAUUCUGAGAAUAAUCAAAAACUGCUAAAUUUUGUUCGGUCACAGAUUCCUUUCCAAAUAUGCCAUCUCUGCCUAAACAGUUCAAUCGACUUAAAGCAAUGUGUAGUUUCUCACGUUUCUGAAGGGUCUUACAUUGCAUCCAUUAUCCAAACCAAGUAUUCGUGGGAAACUGGACAUGGCAACUGCUUUUACACUUUUUCCCCAUAUAAAAGUUGAUUCGUUGAAGAAUCUAUAUAUCUGUAUUGAUUCUUUUUCAACACCAUGUAGAAGUAUCAAUCAGUUAUCAAAGAUUAAUACAUGCACGUAUCUGCUGAAAGUGACCAAGUAGGACUCCAGUCUCUCUGGUUGUGACACAGGCCCUUCAUGCAGUUCCCCACUAACUCUAGCGCCAGGAAAAAGACAUGUGCCAUUUGCCAGUGUAAAGACUAUUGAAAAAAGAUUGAAAAUUGAUCCCAGUGUAGAACAUUGAUUUCCAAUUCUGCAGUGAAAGUCAUAUGCCAUUUCUGUCAACGUAUUAUGGGAAAUGUGAGGAAUGAAGAAAUGUCCGAUGAAAGAUUUAAAGAUCUCCAGAGUAAUACCAUUAAUGUGGCUUGGGAAAUGCAACUCAAUAAGGCAAAGUUCUCUGCUGGAAGUUAAGUUUAGCACAACUCUGAAGUAGCUUGUCAGCUUCCAAACUGAAUGAUAAACCUCACCAAAGAUUUGUACUACAGAGAGGAUGAUGCAAUAUGAGAUUGAGUAGGGUUAUAAAUUCAUCUCAGCUUUUUCUGUUCUACAAAUUUGAAACAUUUUUAGUGCAACAUUGUUGCCUUAGCUACUCCCUACGAGCUCAAUGUCCUGGCUAUAUGAUAUGAAUGAAUUUUGAAGCUAUGCUUCAUUAGUUUUUUGGCAGAAGGCCGCAACGCAUCUCAACCGAAACAGAUUGUCAGUAGAGCAUCAGCCUUUCUAAUUCUGAUUGGCUGUGAGUAAUGUAGGGCUUUUGAUUAUAUAAUAACCACCGUGUGCUGAGGUGGCGGAAAUAUAAAGCGAACACCGCUGCAAAAUACUUUAAGGGCUUUUUGCUUUUCCGGAGUCGGAUUUAGAUCAGGUAACACAAAGCUGGAGCCGAAUCUGAUACACUUGGUCCUUAAGAAAAGCCAUUUCUAAUUUCUAAAUGAGAACCAAAUUCUGGAGAUCUCUGGAGAUAUAUACAUACAAAGACAACCAGAGAUGACAAAAUAACUUUUCAAAUGGACUGUAGAUCCCCUGCAAACAGACAAACGUUGCCAUUUGGUUUCAUAAUCCGCAGCCUGGUUAUAUGAUUCAUAGGGUGUUGGAGCUUCAUUACUUUUUUGGCAGAGGUUUAUUGCAUUUCUCGCCUGAGCAUCUCAUCACCCGCCCUGCGCCAAUGGACCUCCUAGAAAAGGCGGCGAUAACAUGUUAACUCAUCUCCAUUACUUGCUUUUCAGCAGGAGUUAAACAAGAACAUGCUACUAAACCAAUUGAACAGCGGUUCUUCAACCUGCAGUACUUAUUCAAAGCCUUAACAUUUUCUCCCAGAUCUGAAUUGAGAGUUUGAUGCAUUUGCCGAGACCUUUAAAAGGUUACUGUAGGGAUGAAGCGACUAUACUGUUCCGGUGUUCUGGGAAAGGACAAUCCACACAGCUGUGCGCUGAGUAAAUGCAAAACAAACAUGCCUCGCGCAUGCUUCCCCUUCAGCUGUCAUGGCUCCUCUUACAAAAUCCCAUGUUGAAUGGGGCCUGGCCUGCUACCCCGGCCAAUGCGUCGGCCCUCGGCGUCUCCGAGUCCGUGCACACCCAUGCGAUCUUUUAAUUAACACCGAGACAUCUGUGGAGAAGGAUUCUAUGACAGAACAGACCAGCCUAGCUUAUCUUUAACUAUCGGGGAGCCAGGAAGGGCGUAGAUAAAGUUCAGGUCAACACGUUUGUGAUACACACAUACAGAAUUCAGUUAUGUAGUAGUGAAUGAGCUACUCUGCACAUCACUGACAGGUCACAUUUGUAUUGAAUGCAUAUAUAAAUCGGCUAAAAUUGACUGAUUAAAUAAAAAGGUCAUCAAGAAGAUUGUGUCGAGAUCGAGAAUCGAUUUAAGAGUACCCAAAUGAAACCAUAAUUUUCAGACAGUACCUUGCAGAUGCCUACGAAUUAUAGAGAUGUAGAAGUCAGUCUCUGUUCCAUCUCUCAAAACUUAUACUACUGAUGUAGGCAUACGCGAGUAUUAAUAACACUUUGUUUUGUGUGUGGUCGCAUGUACAGUUUUCUUUGGAUUUUAUUUCUUGCAAAAUACUCCCUUGGAGAUGUUUUUUUUUUUGUAAAAUAACCUUGUUAGAAAUAUAUUAUUUUAUGUGACUGAGGGUUGUUGCAUUUGUUGUACGAUGGGUUUGGGAAUAAAAUGCGAUAAAUGGGUUUUUGAUAUGUAAAUUAACCCAAAGACAGUUGUGACGGCUUGAGUUAAAUGUAUGUCUUUUCAAUAAUUAUUUGCUUUCAGGCUUGUUUAUGUUCUAUAUAUAUUGUGUGAUUUGCAACAGUAAGUUAUUGCACUUACAAACUUGUUUGAAAUGUUUUGAGAACAUUUUGAUAAAACCAAAUCUGUGUGGAAUAUCACUAUAAAAAGUGUGUACUCACACUAUCAAGUAAUCUAAGGACAUAAUGUUGAGGUUUUAAGGCCUGGUAAAUUGUUUACAUGUUUAUAUUUUGUAUGAACUAGGGCUGAACAAUCAAAGACAAUGUAACCACGAAUGUCUACAACCAUCCAGAUUAUGUUCUACAAUAUUUCGCUCCAGGACCUUUUCUUUGACACACUCACCAUCUGUUCCAAGACUCCGAUAUAACAUACAUCUUUCAUUGAGAAAGAUACUAAAUACACAAAGUUCCAGUUGGCUACAAACUGUGUGCUUUUAGGUAGACUUGGUUUUAAAUAAAUGAAAAGGCCUAUAUUUAAAAAUAUUAUCAUUACAGGUGCUGGG
Molecule: messenger RNA, 4501 nt
Organism: Triplophysa dalaica
Lineage: Eukaryota; Metazoa; Chordata; Actinopteri; Cypriniformes; Nemacheilidae
Gene: alx4a
Product: ALX homeobox 4a
Exons: 4
Coding region: 1-1110 (369 amino acids)
Biological process (GO): regulation of transcription by RNA polymerase II
Molecular function (GO): DNA-binding transcription activator activity, RNA polymerase II-specific; RNA polymerase II transcription regulatory region sequence-specific DNA binding
Source: RefSeq, a predicted model, not a curated record